GCUAAAGAGCAAAGAAAAAAAGUCCCCCUCCAAAGCGAGGCUCUCGAUUCCCCUCCAUUUAUGGGUCGCCAUCUGGUAAGCGGGGCACGCCGAUUUUCCAGCGGCAUUUUCCAGUCUGUCCGCUCAUACUACACACAAAAUAGUCGCUGUUCCUGCGCCCGCGGUGCUUUUUCUUCGCCUCUUUUAAAUCCCUGGCGCUCGUCUUUUUCCUCUGCGUCGCUUUUGAAGAACAAAGCUGCCGCCAUGACGUCCGCCUCCGACCUCGCUGUCUCCGUUGAGGGACUCUCUAUUCAGUCGACCUCCGAGACCUCCAAGUUCCCCAACUGCUUCCCCUCCCUGAAUCCCGUCGACGUCUACAGAGAGCACAUUGCCGAGGAGCUGGCCAAGAUCACCGGCUUGGACGCGGAGAAGAUCUUCUCCCGCAUCGCAUGGACGAAUUCGUUGGACAAGGGUGACCUGGUGUUGCCGGUCCCCUCCCUUCAGAUCAAGAAGAACCCCCAGGAGCUGUGCAAGGAACUCGUCGAGAAGUUCCCCGAGUCCGACCUCAUCCUUCCCCCCGUUGCCUUCGGCCCUCACAUGCAGUUCUUCUUCCGCCCGGAGCGCCUCACCAAGAACGUCGUUAGCCGUAUCUUGAAGGAGAAGUCUGCCUUUGGUACCAAUGGCAACGUUGGUCUGCGCGACCCCGCCGACCCCUCCAAGGGUCGCAAGCGCAUCAUCGUCGAGUUCUCGUCUCCCAACAUCGCCAAGCCCUUCCACGCUGGUCACUUGCGCAGUACCAUCAUUGGUGGUUUCCUCGCCAACCUUUACACGGUCAUGGGAUGGGACGUCAUCAAGAUGAACUACCUUGGUGACUGGGGUAAGCAGUACGGUCUGCUUGCCAAUGGUUUCAAGAUGUUCGGUAGCGAGGAGGAGCUGACCAAGGACCCUAUCAACCACCUGUUCAACGUCUACGUCAAGAUCAACGGCAUCGUCUCCGAGCAGGAGGGCCCCAUCAAGGAGCUCAAGGAGCAGAUCAAGGCCAAGAAGGAGAAAGGUGAGGACGCCGCCGAGCAGGAGAAGGAGCUUGCCAAGCUUGUCGAUGCCAGCGAGGACGAGAACGCUCGCCGCUACUUCAAGAGCAUGGAGGAUGGUAACCAGGAGGCUCUUGCUCUCUGGCGCCGGUUCCGUGAGCUCAGUAUCGAGAAGUACAGACAGACCUAUGCUCGUCUGAACAUUGACUUUGACGUCUACUCUGGAGAGUCUCAGAUCAAGCAAGAGAGCAUGACCUCCGCUUACCAAACCAUGGAGAAGGCCGGCGUGUCCGAGAAGUCCGAGGGUGCUGUCAUCGUCGACUUCACCAAGCACGGUGCCAAGAAGCUUGGAAAGGCCAUCAUUGUCCGCAAGGACGGCACUCCUCUCUACCUGACCCGUGAUAUCGGAGCCAUCCUCGAGCGUGAGGAGGCCUACAAGUUCGACAAGAUGAUCUACGUCGUUGCCGCUCAGCAGGAUCUCCACUUGGCCCAGCUGUUCAAGAUCACUGAGCUCAUGGGCUACAAGGAUCUGGCCAACCGCUGCCAGCACAUCAACUUCGGUAUGGUGCGCGGUAUGAGCACCCGUAAGGGUACCGUCAAGUUCUUGGACGACAUCCUCCAGGAUGUCCGUGAUAAGAUGCACGAGGUCAUGAAGAAGAACACCGAGAAGUACGAGCAGGUCGCCGACCCUGAGGGCACUGCCGACAUCCUUGGUAUGUCCUCCGUCAUGGUGCAGGACAUGACCGGAAAGCGUAUCAACGGAUACGACUUCAACCUGGAUGCCAUGACCUCGUUCGAGGGUGACACCGGUCCUUACCUGCAAUACGCCCACGCCCGUCUCUGCUCCAUUGUGCGCAAGUCCGGCCUGAACGUCGACGAGCUCGACACCGCCAACCUGAGCCUCCUGACCGAGACCCACGCCACCGACCUUGCUCGUCUCCUCGCCCAGUGGCCCGAUGUGCUGCUCAACACGAACCGCACUCUGGAGCCCACUACCAUCCUCACCUACCUGUUCCGCAUGACCCACGUGCUCAGCUCCAGCUACGAUGUGCUCAAGGUUGUUGGUAGCGAGCCUGAGCUCAAGAAGGCCCGUAUGGCUCUGUACGAGUCCGCCCGCCAGGUGCUGCACAACGGUAUGCGCAUCCUGGGUCUCAGCCCUGUCAACCGUAUGUAAUGGAAGCGACCAUAAAAGAUAUACAUUUAGUGUGACCAAAUACCAAGCAUCUUUUUCAGCGUUCACAUCACACCCGAAAGACUAUCAAUCACACCGUAGGUGUUAGAAACAAAAAGUAGUCAUCUUUAAGCCGGGAUAAUACUCCGCCCCAUGAACCCCGAUCUGAUCGACAGUCUCGUCCGAAUAUCAGAUCACAUCGGCGUCCUAGUGUCUAGAUCCC
This is a messenger RNA of Aspergillus neoniger CBS 115656, 2404 nucleotides long. Its product is annotated as arginine--tRNA ligase. Gene Ontology annotation, cellular component: mitochondrion; cytoplasm. Gene Ontology annotation, biological process: arginyl-tRNA aminoacylation; mitochondrial translation. Bases 244 to 2184 code for a protein of 646 amino acids. The transcript is spliced from 4 exons. NCBI's taxonomy places the organism in Eukaryota, Fungi, Ascomycota, Eurotiomycetes, Eurotiales, Aspergillaceae. Gene Ontology annotation, molecular function: arginine-tRNA ligase activity; ATP binding. The record is from RefSeq and is a predicted model, not a curated record.